Molecule: messenger RNA, 1083 nt
Organism: Clonostachys rhizophaga
Lineage: Eukaryota; Fungi; Ascomycota; Sordariomycetes; Hypocreales; Bionectriaceae
Source: the annotation of a GenBank genome assembly
AUGUGUCUUGUCACCUACUUCCAGCACAAGCAUUGCAAGCACAAGUGGGUGGUGAUCAGCGAGCCCUGCGGCCCCGGGAUGGGAUUCGCGACGUGCGACACGUUCCGCAACUCAAACUACGUCAAGGACAUGCCGGUGCUGUACACGACUGAGAGCCGGCCGUGCCCGAGAUGCUGCGUGCUGGCCAGUGGUGGCUGCUACGACCUCAACUCGACGAGGAUGGUGGAAAGUAUGGGGUGGGGGGUUAAAUGGGGGACUGGGCCGGCCAAGGAUGAUUUGGGCAUUGAGAUCAAGGUGAAGGAUGGCUGUUGUGUGAAGGCCAAUAUGCUUCCAACUCCCGACACAUCGCAUGUGCCGUAUGAGAGGGUCUACGAGCCCGCCGAGGACUCAUUCCUGCUAUUGGACACCCUCUCAUCCGAUACCGAGAAGGAGUUCCUGCAGAAUAGAUUCGCCAACCGCGUGCCUCUGGUCCUCGAGAUAGGCACUGGCUCAGGAGUCGUCAUCUCCUUCGCGAACGCACAUGCACAAACUAUCUUUGGGAAGAGGAGCAUUCUUACGGCCGGGGUUGACAUGAAUGCCUUCGCUAGUCGAGCUACGGUCCAGACGGCAAGGAAGGCAGAGCAGGACAACCCGGGCGAUCACGGCAUGUACUUGGGCUCAUGCAUGGGAGAUCUCACUGCACCUUGGAGGGGCCAGGAGAUUGACGUCUUAAUUUUCAAUCCUCCCUACGUGCCGACAUCAGAGAUGCCUGAAAGGCCAGAGGACUUUACGGAAGUUCCUACGCCGGACCAGAAACCCUCGUUCGACCAUGAUUCCUAUCUACUCGCUCUGUCCUAUGCCGGCGGAAAGGAUGGUAUGGAGACGACGGAUCGAUUAAUCGAGUCCCUGCCUGACAUCUUAUCCCCCCAAGGCUGCGCAUAUAUCCUCUUCUGCGCACAAAACCACCCGGACAAGGCGAGGCGGCGGAUUGAGGCCCUGGGGCCGGAAUGGAGAGCCUUAAUGGCGAGAUCAAGCGGAAAGACAGCUGGCCGGGAGAAGUUGCAGGUCCUGCGAAUAUGGCGGGAGCUUGGUAACGAUGAGUGA